Messenger RNA from Prunus armeniaca (apricot), 642 nucleotides. The record is from the annotation of a GenBank genome assembly. Lineage: Eukaryota; Viridiplantae; Streptophyta; Magnoliopsida; Rosales; Rosaceae.
AUGAGUGAUGGACUUGGUUUCAGCGAGGACAGACGAGCAGUAGAUGGUGGAGCUGUGCUUCGGAGAAGAAGUGUGAGUGAUUGGAUUCAUCAGAAGGGGAAUGGGGAUGGGGUGGGAGAGCUGGGAAGAGAAGGGGACGCAGAGAGAGAGGGAGGAAAUACUGGACAUCCAGUCUUUGAGACAGCUUAUGGAAAAAUUGUUGUUAACAUAUGCUCUAGAAGGCACCAAUAUCCUUUGAAUUGGUUAGCAUUUGGCUUGAAUGGUGCAGAGAUUGUUUUCAACCCUUUCGCCACUGUUGGUGAACUCAGCGAACCGAUGUGGCCCAUUGAGGUGCUCAAACGAUAUAGAGCCCCACAUAUAUUUGUUGAAUUCAUCCAUUUUAUGAACCAAUACCAUCGUCAAGCCAAAUCUAUUGCGGACUCUCUUGCUGCCAUCUAUGAGCCCGUCUCUAAUAAGGAUCUCGUCAUUGGCGUUCUUCGUGGCUUGGGUGCUAAUUACAAAAUGCUGGUAACCGCUCUUUUAAAUUUUCAUCCUCUUCUUGAUUUUGCUGACCUACGUGCUCGAUUCCUCUCAUAUGAAGCUCCAACUCCUCACACUGAUCCUAUUCACACCAGCCAGUCCAUGGCUUUCAUGGACACUUAG